Aphanomyces astaci is the source of this 1544-nucleotide messenger RNA. RefSeq names its product acetolactate synthase, small subunit. The transcript has a single exon. NCBI's taxonomy places the organism in Eukaryota, Oomycota, Saprolegniomycetes, Saprolegniales, Verrucalvaceae. Gene Ontology annotation, cellular component: cytosol. Gene Ontology annotation, molecular function: kinase activity; acetolactate synthase activity; ATP binding. The record is from RefSeq and is a predicted model, not a curated record. Gene Ontology annotation, biological process: L-valine biosynthetic process. Bases 37 to 1482 code for a protein of 481 amino acids.
CAAAUCAAAAUCUACAGGUGACACAUCGACACGGCAAUGUGGCUGCGGCGACUUUGCGGCCAUGUCCUAGUACGUCCAACCAAUGCCAGCCUGCAUCGAGCACGCUUCUCCACCAAAGAAGGGCGCGAGGAAGAGCGCUUCUUCUCGCUCUUGGUGGUCAACCGCCCCGGGACACUGGCGCAGAUCGCGCAGGCAUUUGCCGCCCUGCACACCAAUGUCGGGUCGUUGUCGGUCCAGCCGACCGUCGUGCCUGAGUUGAGUCGCAUGACCAUCUCUGCCUCGGUCAACGAACACACGACGGCGCGCAUCCUCCGUCGGCUUCGGCGCAUGGUGUGCGUGACCUUCCACCACGUCACCACCAUGCACCAGUGUCUCGUGGACGACGCGUGCGUGCUGCAGUCUCAGCUUCUCCUGCGCCUCAACGUCCCUCCGUACCACACGACCGCCGUCGCGGCCCUUCUCGCAAAACACAGCGGACACGUCAUCGAUGAUUCCCACAACGACACAGAUGUUGUUCCAUCGUCGUCGAGCGAGGUUGCCAUCGAACAUUCCUCGACGAAGACGACUCCAUUAUCCACGACGAUCGUGCACGCCGUGAACGCCCCGCACGUCCUCAACACCCUCGUGCAUCGACUCACUCUUCUUCACGGCGUGCGCAUUCUCGACUGUCACACGGCGGCCCCAUGCUUCCUCGACAUUUCCUCCCAGGUGACCCUCCAGCCCAAGCCACUGCAUGCCGCCACCACCACCGCCAUCCGCCCGACCUACUCAAACUCGCGCCGCAAGCUCCACGACCGCAUAGCCGCGCAGCUGUUCUUCCCGCAGCACGUGCCGUCGCAGCUGGCCCAGCCCAAGUUUAUCUUGCUGCUGGGGAUUCCCGGCGCUGGGAAAUCGUCCAUUUUGAGCGAACUGGACCAGUCGGAGCGCAUCGUGUUGAACGAUUUCGUCAACUUUGACGUGGAUGACGUGAUCGCGCUCUUGCCAGAGUUCUACAAAGCCAUGCUCAACAUUGGGCUCGGCAACGUCCAAGCGCAAGCCCCCACGGACCCCCACACCCGGUACCUCCAGUGCCAGGAAGAGGCCAAGUUCAUAUUGGACGCCAACCUCAAGCAGGCCACGGCCGACCGCCGCAAUGUGAUUCUGCAUGGGAGUGGGCGAAGUUUGGACAAGUACGAGCUCCUGCUUCGGUCGCUGGACCGUCGGUACGAAGUCCACGUCAUGUGCGUGGACAUCCCCGUGGAAUUGGCGCUGAGCCGGGUGGAGGCUCGGAGCAGGGGCUACGGGCGUAAUGUGCCCAAGGAGUUUGUGGAGGACGCCGCCGUGAGAAUUCGGCGGACGUUUCCCGCCCUGGCCAGCCAAUUGCCGUAUGCUCAUGUGUUUGAUAGCACAAAGUGGCCGCCCACUCUCGUGUGGAGUAAGCAGCAGCAUCAUGUGGUCGUCCAUGAGCCAGGCCAUCCCGUCCAGAAAAAAUAUGGACUCUAGAUCUAGGUCUAUAGCGUUCAUGUGUUGAAACAUUAUAUUAAUAGACAAUAUAUGACAGUACC